This is a messenger RNA of Hirsutella rhossiliensis, 900 nucleotides long. RefSeq lists its product as uncharacterized. The record is from RefSeq and is a predicted model, not a curated record. The transcript has a single exon. The coding region runs from base 1 to 900 and encodes 299 amino acids. Lineage: Eukaryota; Fungi; Ascomycota; Sordariomycetes; Hypocreales; Ophiocordycipitaceae.
AUGAGCGUUCUCACUUCCGGAAUCCUUCGUUUCAUGUAUGAGGAUGCCGUUGCGGAUAUCGAAUACAAGUCAUCUGAAUUUUGGCAACACUACCUCAAACAAGAAUUCUCUGACACUCGUAUCUAUGCCGUAACGUGCGAAGUGUCGCCCGACGGCUCUCGAAGGCGAAUUGAUGUCGUGGUAAAACGAUAUGACGCUGACCAUCACACGAUGUCCGCGUUGCUUUGGGUGGAAUGCAAACGGCCUAGCGGAAGUCUUCGAGAGGUGGAAGAUCAGGCAUUGGACGCAGCCAAAAGAUGCAUCGAGUCGGACAAUUUGUUGUUCAUCUACACGAUGACCACGGUGGGAGUAUCUUUCCGCGUUUGGUUCUACGAGAGGGGCGCAGCGAGCCUCACACCGUUCCACGGAAAAGCAACAUUCGCGGAUCGUACCCAAUACAUUGACGCCGAUUCGGAUAAUGCCUGGGUAUUGCCCCAGUGUCUCUUUAUGGUGAAGGAGGAGGUGCCGCUUCGGUCAGCACCGACACUUCCAAGUCAAUCUCUGGCGGAUUUGGAGGAUGAGGGCCAGAACUACAUGGGGACCAGCCAAGAGCCGUACGACCAAGGCAAUCAGUAUUCUGGUGAACCCUCACCCUCUCAACACGCAUAUCAGCAACCUCCUGAAUCCGUUGAUGAUGCAGUCGCUGCUAGCGUUGACCUGCACUCAAGUCAGCCCAUCCAGGUCAAAGUUCGACGAGAGACACAUGUGUUCCACCCAGACAAGUACAUUUUCAAAGAUGUCAAGGGUAAGGCCAGACAAACAGUCAGGGGUGAGUGGACACAGAUCAAAUAUGGCGGGAAGAGAGUGUGGGCGUACCAUGGGAAGAGGACUACUUACAUCAGUGACAUUGAAAUUGCAUAG